Molecule: messenger RNA, 13629 nt
Organism: Ixodes scapularis (black-legged tick)
Lineage: Eukaryota; Metazoa; Arthropoda; Arachnida; Ixodida; Ixodidae
Gene: fry
Product: protein furry
Exons: 14
Coding region: 157-8976 (2939 amino acids)
Biological process (GO): cell morphogenesis; neuron projection development
Cellular component (GO): cell cortex; site of polarized growth
Source: RefSeq, a predicted model, not a curated record
UUGCGUCACUCUUCUUUCCGGUGCAGCAGAUUCUCGCUGAUGGUGUCAGAAGGGUCAGAAGUGUCAAGCCAAAUUUUGUUUACCUACGUGUUUUUCGUGCGCGUUUCGGAGAGUCCGCGAACCAUGUAAACACCAAACCAUCGCCCAGCUUUCGAAAUGGCGGACAAUCCCUGUCCGGACGCCAAAUCCUGGCCCAAUAAUCCUCCGGGCUGCGUCAACAACGGCAACCCCGCCGUGAAUAACAACAACUCCACAAACGGCCCAGCCAGCGGUUUUCCGCCAGCACAAGCCCCCCUCCUGCUUCCCUGGGGCGCCCGCAAAGAGAGGCAGCCCUUCCCGUCGGGCAUCCACUUCGACACCGACGUCAAACCGGGCGAGUUCGUGCUCCGAGUACUCUUCGCCGAGUUCACCCUCCAAGCCGAAAAGAAGAUCCGUGCUGUGCUCGCCGAGCCCCUCGAGCGCCCCGUGUCCAAGUCGCUUCAGAGAGGCGAGGACGCCGUCUUCGAUCAGCUCCUUUGCGCGUUCGGCUCCGUCGCCGAGCACUGCCUGCCUUCCCUGCUCCGCACCCUGUUCGCCUGGUACGAGCGCCAGACCGUCGAUAAUGUGGACGUGCAACGGGCGCGCGCCGACUCCAAGGCCAAGAGCGAGCCAGAGCCGCGCACCGAGAGGGACUACCUCCACGAGAGGCGAGACCUGGCCAUCGAGUUCAUCUUCUGUCUGGUUCUUAUCGAGGUUCUGCGGCAGCUGCCCCUUCAUCCGGGUCAUGAGGACCUCGUUGGCUACAUCGAGACCAUGGCCUUCAAACACUUCCGGUUCCGCGAGAGCUCUCAGACCGGACCCAACGCGCAGAACGUGAACAUAGUCGCCGACCUCUGCGCCGAAGUGGUCGGGGUCCUUGCACAGUCCCGAUUCCAGUCGGUGCGCAAGUGCUUCAUGGCGGAGCUGAAGGAACUGCGAGCCAAGGAGCCCAGCCCGCACACGACGCAGAGCAUCAUCAGCUUGCUGAUGGGCAUGAAGUUCUUCCGGGUCAAGAUGGCCCCCAUCGAGGAGUUCGAGGCGUCCUUCCAGUUCAUGCAGGAGUGCGCUGGCUACUUCCUCGAAGCAAAGGACAAGGACAUCAAGCACGCCCUUGCGGGACUCUUCGUCGAGAUCCUGGUGCCAGUGGCGGCCACGGUCAAGACAGAGGUGAAUGUGCCCUGCCUCAAGAACUUCGUGGAGAUGCUGUACUCCCAAACGCUGGACCUCUGCACCAAGAAGAAGCACAGCCUGGCCCUGUUUCCCCUGGUGACCUGCCUGCUGUGCGUAAGCCAGAAGCUGUUCUUUCUGCAGAACUGGCACUGCUUCCUGGCUAUGUGCCUGUCCCACCUCAAGCACAGAGAUCCGAAGAUGUGCCGCGUGGCCCUCGAGUCCCUGUACCGGCUUCUCUGGGUCUACAUGAUCCGAGUGAAGUGUGAGAGCAACACGGCGACCCAGACUAGGCUCCAGAGCAUCGUCAACUCUCUCUUCCCCAAGGGCUCUAAGGCGGUCGUGCCGCGGGACACGCCGCUCAACAUAUUCGUCAAAAUCAUUCAGUUCAUCGCACAGGAACGACUGGACUUCGCCAUGAAAGAGAUUGUGUUCGACCUCAUCUCGGUGGGGAGGCCAAUCAAGAUCAUCCUGACUCCCGAACGAAUGAGUAUCGGCCUGCGUGCCUUCCUGGUGGUCGCGGACAGCCUGCAACAGAAAGAGGGCUAUCCGCCGAUGCCACGCACGGUUGGCGUCCUGCCCUCGGGCAACACUCUGCGGGUCAAGAAGACCUUCAUCAACAAGGUCCUGACCGAGGACACUGCAAAAAGCAUUGGCAUGUCCCAGUACUAUUUCUAUGUUCGUAAAGCAUUUGAUGACAUCCUCAAGGCACUUGACGUCCAGUAUGGGCGGCCACUCAUGAUGACCACAGUUCAAAAUGCGAACAAGGAACCAGACGACAUGAUCACGGGCGAGCGGAAGCCCAAGAUCGACCUGUUUCGGACGUGCGUCGCCGCCGUCCCACGUCUCAUUCCAGAUGGCAUGCGACGGCAGGAUUUGGUGGACCUGCUCUCUCGCCUCACGGUUCACAUGGACGAAGAACUGCGGGGUCUGGCAUUCCAGUCACUCCAGAACAUGAUGCUAGACUUUCCAGAGUGGAGGGAAGAUGUCAUCCAGGGGUUUAUCCAGUUCAUCCUCCGUGAGGUCAACGACACGUUUCCGCAGCUCCUGGACAACGCUCUGCGAGUCCUGCUCCAGUUUCUCACCACAUGGAAGAACGCCCUCAACACUAACUCCGUCAAAAAGGAGGUGUCGGAGAUCCGAAUCGAGCAGAUGACGAGCGCCCUUCACCUUGUCGAGGGCAUUGCUCUGGUGAUGCUCUGCAACUGCAAGGUAUCCACCCGGCGCUUGGCAGCCCACAUCCUCAAGGAGACCAAGACGGUGAUGAAGCUGCAACUGCCUCCACGGACCGAAGAACCAGUAGUUGACGUCAUCGACCGAGCCUGUUCUGCGGCCAUCAACAACUGCCUCCCUUACCUGCCGACGUCGGAGAAGUCGGCCCUGCUUGCGGCAUCCGCAGUGGACCUUCAGUGGCUUGCAGAGCGCUCUUCGUGGGCCACCGGAACCCACGAAGGCGAAGGCCCCAACAAGGCCUCUGCGGACAUCUUGGACCUGUCCCAGAUGGAUGCCUGGUGCGCCUGCCUUAUGAGCUUCAUCCACCAGGACUACAUUCUGAAGCACUGCCCGACGGCCGUCACGCUGUCCUGGCCCAUCGUCACGUCCCGUAUCACGUGUCUCUUCAGCAACAUUGAACUGAAUCCCGUGAACGACAACCGCGCUUCCCUCCUUCGCACCACGACGGUCAAGAAGGUCCCGAGCGAGCGGGACGUGUACCUCAGUCUGUGGCGGAACUACCUCCUCUAUGCCUGCCGCGUGGCACCUUCCAAUAGCAACAUCACCGUCCGUUACCUAUCCCCCGACCUCAGCUUCAGCUCCUCGCCCGAGAACGCCGCCUCUGACCGCGCGGAACACCGCUACACGGGCAUCAGCAACAGCGGCAUCAGUGCUUCAAACCUGUUCAAACAGAUCGUGCCCUUCUUGAGGAGCGAGCAGGCAGACCUUCGGGGAGCUGUGGUCCUGGGGCUCUCCCACGUCAACCAUCUGGCACUCAAGGACCUCAUGGAAGAACUGCUGCCUUACAUCCGCGAGGCCAUCGACCGUAAGCAGGAGAAUGUCCGGCGCCGCAGACGCCGCGACAUCCUACGCCUGCAGCUGACACGGCUAAUGGAGUCCAUCGCGGAGUACGGCACAUUCGGCAUCGCCUCCUGCAUCCUGGACCGCGAUGCGGGCACGCUGAACGCGACGUUUGUCGAAUACAUCGAGGGUGCCCGACUGUUCUUGGAGAGCGAGAACGACAAGGAUGCGUCGGUGCAGGAGAUCAAGCUUCACUUCUGCGAAUUUGUGCACAAGCUGAUCAAGAGCUUUCCACUGGAGAGUCACACUCUGCUUCUUGGGCACGACCUCAGGCGCAACCUCUUUUACCUCUUUGCGACGUGGAGCGGCAACCUCGGGGUUCCCUUUGGCGGCGUCGAGAAGCGGGCUUCUGCAGAGGAGAGCCUGACGGACCUCGAGUUUGCAGCCUUACAGGCUAUGUCGUCCGUGCUGUGCUGCGGGGCCUGCAUGGACCCGCCAGGGCUGAACGAGGAGAGCGUCAUGUACCAGUGGCUGGACAGCCUGCUGAGCUCCCAGGACGAGCGCCUCUACCGCCUGGCACAGGAGACGCUGGUGCUGCUGCUGGACUUCAACCAGGACGCCGGCAUGUUGCUCGACUGGCUCGUCGACCGCUGCUACACGGGACAGGUGCAGCUUGCGGACGGGUGCUUCAAGGCGCUGGCGACAGUCUUCAGUGUGCGGGAGUACCCGUGCGACCACUACAUGUCCAUCAUCAACGUGACCCUGCUGAGCGCUGGCUGCCCCCGGGCAGACAUUGCCGAGGUGGCGCUGCAGCUGCUGCACGUCCUGGACCACCGCUUCUUUCGCUCCGCCCUGGCCAUCGGGGAGGAGGACGAGGCCAGGCUGCGGCAGGGCGACCCCUCGGGGCUCCUGGACGGCCUCAUCGUGGCGGGCUACCCCAGCUCCCAGAUGGAGCUGUGCAGCCAGAUGGCCAGGGUGCACCCGGAGCUGACGAUGCCGGUCUUCUCGGAGGUGACGGACCGGUUCCAGACGGGGCGUCCGGCCGUGCGGCAGAGCCUGCUCCGCUGCCUGCUGCCCUGGCUGCGCAACAUGGAGCUGGUGGACCCGCACUUGGUGCACCAGCUUCCCCACCGGGCGCCCUUCGAGCCCGCCGGGGCGGAGCACCGCGAGGGCUGGGGCUCGGCUGAGGCCACCGAGAUGGUGCUCAACAACCUCUUCUACGUCACCGCCAAGUUCGGAGACGAGCACCCCAAGGAAAUAGAAGACCUCUGGGCAUCACUAUGUAGCUGCUGGCCACACAACCUGAGGGUGGUGCUGCGCUACCUCUUCAUUGUGACUGGGCUCGCGCCUAAUGAGCUGCUGCCGUUUGCCAAGCGGGUGGUCCUCUACAUGGUGCGAGCCUGCCCCGACCGACUUCUCGACGAGAUGAUGGCCGAACUGCAGGUGGUGGAGACGCUCAACUUUUCGGUGGAGCGAACGGAGACGCCGCCUUUCUUCCGGCUCACCAGUGCCCGUAAAGGCAGCAGCAGUCACUCCGAGGACGGAGGACAGACGCAGGCCUCGGAACAGACGCUGGAGCGUGGCACGCUGCACACCAAGCGCCGAAGCACGGAGGACGGAGCGGCGUCGGAAGAGCGGAGCAACGGCAAGGGCUCCCUGCGGAGCAAUUCGAGCGAGCGCUCGCACGCAGACCGCACGCUCCUGCUGGGAGGAGACACCGGACCGAGGGUGGCGGAGAAGGACGAUGAACCCGAGGGUAUGGACAACUUUGCGCUCCUGCGCCACGCGGCAGCCAUGGAGGAGCGCAAGCCCGAGACGCCGCAGCCGCACCCUCUCCCCAUGCCGGAGUACGGGGGCUACUAUGCCCCCCUCUCCGAGUUCCUGCCCGAGAGUUCGCAGCCUGUGGCCGGCUUUCACAGGUGCAACCUGGCGGUCAUGCUCCUCUCAGAGGUGGUGGUGAGCGGGGUGCCCCUGGACUGGGGCCCCCACCUGCCCGUGGUGCUGCACGUGCUCUUCCUGGGCCUGGACCACGCCCGGCCCCUGGUGCACGACCACUGCAGCCGUCUGCUCCUCAACUUGCUGGUGGCUGUCUCCUGCCACCGGGACCACCUGGGCGUGGCUCGCAUCCUGCUCAACAACCGGGUGCAGCUGCUGGGCUACGGGUUGCCCUCGCACCCGUUGGGUACCCCCCGACUCAACCUGCUACAGCCGCCCAAGGCUUCACCGGCUCCCACGACCCUGGCGAGCGAGGGGAGCGCGGACACCACAGUGCGCAUCAAGCUCGGCGGGGGCGACAUGGAACACUCGUCGUCCCGGCCAAUCGAGGACGUCAUCAAGUCCUUGGUGGACUUCCUGGCCUCCAAGAAGGACAGUCCAUUGUGGUCCUACGAGGACAUCACGGCCAAGGUCUGGACGGUCAAGAGCGUCGAGCAGCUGAGCGCCUUCGUGCAGCACGUCCUCGCGGUCUUCAAGGAGUCGAUGCCGCAGGCGCACGUUGAGGAACGCUGGGCACAAGUUGCGCUACAGCUCGCGCUGUCUUGCUCGUCACGACACUACGCGGGCCGCUCACUGCAGAUCCUGCGUGCGCUCCGCGUGCCAAUCACGACGCGGAUGCUGGUGGACAUCCUGUCGCGGCUCGUCGAAACCGUAGCCGAGCAAGGCGAAGAUAUGCAAGGCUACGUGACGGAGCUGAUGCUCACUCUCGAAGAAGGCGUGGACUCGCUGGACUCGACGAUCAACAUUGGCGACCUGAUGCACGAGAUCUUCCACUCGGCGCCGAGUUUUACGGGCAAGGAUAACCGCAGGAGCAUGCCGGUGCAGCCAGAGACGGCUUCGCACGUCCGUAGCACGUCCUACUCGGUGUCUUACUCUGGCAAGAGGGCUCCGGAGAGUCCGACGUCGGAGUGCCGCGAGCUCCGGUCGCGUGCCUACACCGACGACGAGGCGAGGCUACGAGGAAACAGUCUAGGCCGCUCGCGGAGUGCGCUGUCGCUGAAGGCGGCAGACGAGCAGUACGCUCAGGAGGACAAGAUGACCCUCCUGGCGCAGUUCUUCUGGAUCGCCGUUUCGCUGCUGGACUCUGACUACGAGCACGAGUUCCUGCUCGCGCUGCGGCUCCUCGAGCGCGUGCUGAGCAAGCAGCCGCUGGAGCACGUGGACUUCCUCGAGAAGACUGACAAGAUCCUUCACCAGAUGCAGUGGCCGAGCUUUCCGGGCAUCCACGCGCUGCUCCUCAAGGGCUGCACGUGUCCCGCAGCCUUCGAACAGACAAUAGGGAUACUUUCCCAGCUGACGCAUCACUUGGACGUCGCCGUGGUCGACAUGACAGAGUCGCUUGCCUUUCCGUUCCACGUGAUGGCGCUGCUGCCGUACCUCCUCCUCAACUACGACGACCCGGCGCCUCUGUGCGUGCGCACCGCCGAAGCCAUCGCCCACGUCUGCAUGGACCGGUCUCAGCGGCUGGAGAACCUGGCCACCGUCAUGACGCUGUACAGCCGGCGUGCUUUCAGCAAGGAGAACUCGCAGUGGACCAAGUGCGUCGUCAAGUACCUCUACGACGCGUACUCGCACGUCUUCAUGGGCAUCGUGUCGUUCCUCGUCGAGAUGGUGGAGAAAGGCCCGCCGUCGCUGAUGCAGCAGACGCUCAAUGUGCUUUACUGCAUCCUGCUCUACAUGGACAUACAGGGGGCGGCACAGACCAUCAACUCGGACCUCCUCCGGGCCAUCGCGCGCCAUGUGGAGGGGUCCCAAUGGCGCGACGUGCUCAAGAUCCUGAAGCAUGUUGUGACGCGCUCGUCGAGCCUCGCUGCACCGCCGUCGUCUUCCGGCGCGUCGCUCUCCGGCGUCGCGACAUCGGAUUGCAUCAGCAUUGCGUCGAGCACGUCAUUCGCGGACUCCGACUUCUCGUCGAAGCGGGAGCUGCCGGGACGCACGAUUGACUUCACAUUUGACCUCUCCGUCACGCCCGUCGUCGGACUCAACACAGAGGCCAAGGAAGACGGUCCGCCGUCCUCCGACGCGAGGGAGGAGAAGAGCUCGCCGCGGCGCAGCCUCUCGCACAACCAGUCGUUCAGCGAGAACGGCUCUCUCGGCGGCUGGCGCCGGCCGUGGCUGUCGCAGGCACGGACGCGGGAGCACCUCAUGAGCCUGCUGACGGCCUGCGGUCAGCGGGUGGGACUGCCGAAGAGCCCGUCGGUCAUCUUCAGCCAGACGAGCGACGUGGCCGAGCGCCAGUCAUCGCGCUGCAGCAGCACGGAAGAGGUGUCGGCCGGCAACAACGACCUGUCGGCAGACAGCAAGCUGGAGGACGGCACACACAGCGACCAGCAGUUCGGUGUCUUCAAGGACUUUGACUUCCUCGAGUAUGAACUCGAGAGCCAGGAGGGGGAGAGCAUGGACAACUUCAACUGGGGCGUGCGACGCCGGUCGCCGUCCAACUUCGAGAACGGCUGCCACGGCGGCGGCGGCCCCUGCGGAUCCGACUCGAGUGUCACGGUUCGCUACAGUGUCACAACGCCACGCCGCGAGGAGUCCUCAGACGACGAGGCCGGAAGCGUCUCCCCACUCUAUGACCAGUCGGAGCUCCCGAGCUGCACGAGCAGCCUCGUGUUUCCGGCCAUCUCGCUGCCGUUGAAGGGCGGGUUCCGGCGGCCCGGCAGCCCCGUGUCGGGCUCGUCGCAGAGCUUCGUCAGCGACGGGGACCUGACGCUGAGCAACACGUCGCCGAGCUUCUCGCCGCUGGCGGGCGUGGCGGCCCCGCUGAUGGACGACGCCGAGGACGCCUGGCGGACGAGCGUGCACCGCCUGAUGGGGGCGUCUCCUGAAGACACGACCACGCUGUUCCAGGCGCUGAGCCGGCUUCUGCGGGAGUCGCUCAGGCGGGUGUCGCGGAUGACCCGGGAGUCGUGCCAGCUGCUGGCGGGCACCGACGCCCUGCGCAAGGUCGGGGCGCUGUUCCUCAACGUGCUGGACGUGCUGGCGACCCAGGCAGAGCUGCCUUUCGUCUUCGUCGAGUCCCAGGUUGCGUCCUUGUGGCCGGGGGGCAGCGAGCACCUGCGCUGCCUGGUGCUGGAGGAACAGGAGCACUGGGAGACGUUUGUGGAGAAGCGGGAGCACCUGCUGGAGGCGCAGGACGCCGUGCGGUCGGCCGCCAAGCUGGAGGCCCUCGGGGAGGCCCUCUCCGACCACCUGCUGCUCGAGCAGAGGCUAGAUCUCUGCCGGGCGCUCUACCGGCUACACUUCCAGGCCUUGCUGCUGCUGGAAGGCUACCGACGCCUGCUGGAGCAGCUGCUCUCGGUGGCGCCCCAGUGCCAACUGGCGGACCUGUCGGACGAACUGACCGCCGUUCGGGCCGAGGUGGUGCGUUCCAUCGAGGACACGGAAAGCGAGCGGCUGUCGCCGCCCCCCGGCGCCGCCAUGGUGGCCGAGCUGGCCGGAGACGGGGACCAGGUCUUGGACACACUCCUGAGGGAGCGACGCUGGGCGGAGGUAGCCCGCCACCUCCACAGGAACCGCUGCCCCGGGGAGGAUGACGACCUGGAGGCGGUGCUGGGCGCCUACUGCCGGCACCUGACGCGCCAGGCCGGCCGGGGCUUCUUCGCACUGACUCGGCCGGAGCCGGACCUGGCCCAGGUUGGGCAGCGGCUUAGGGAGCUGAGCCUCCAGCUGUCGUCCGCUCUGCACACGCUCGACAUGACGCCGCCCGCACUCUCGGCGGCCUCCGACCGCGGCGGAAUGUGCGUCUUCGACCCGUCGCUUUUCCGCAAGUCGGACUGCUGAGCAGCGCCGCCAAAAUGGGCCGCCGACUCGGACCGUAGGGUAGGCUUGCCUCUGAACUGCCGAGUCGGGACGACCGCCGAGUCACACUGUUGAGUUAGACCACUAGGGGGAGCCACUGGGCUGAACUGCCGAGCGAAACUGUUAAGGAAGUGCUGAGCCAGGUUGCUAGACUGUUCGGUUGAACUGCGGAGUCGAAACUGUCGGGUUAUACUGCCAAGUUGGACGGUAAAGUCGGAACUGCCAGGUCGUGCUGCUGGGUUGGUCUGCCGAAUUGGACAUUAGAGUGUGAUUGCUGUUGGGCCGCCGAGGCAGAUUGCCGAGCCAGACUGCGUACCUCAAUUGCUGAGUUGGGCUGCUGGGUUGAACUGCUGUUAGACGGUUGAGCCAGAUCGUGUCUCAUGCUACCGUUGCGUUUUUGAGCGCAGGUCGCUGUUCUUCUGUCUGGCAGCUUUUGUGCACCUUCAACUCUUCCUGUGCAAUGCCUUUGUGGCUACAACCCUGGCAGUGAUUUGUGGCUCAUGCGCAUAACUCGUGGACAGGACAAGAAGGAUAGGAGCAUGCUUUGAGUUGUCCUGACUCUAGCCUGAGCCCAUUAUUGCUGCUAUCAUUACCUAAGGCAGAAAACUUGUGCUGGUGACGGGGGUGCUAAACACUCCUGCUGCCAUUGUUAUCCCGUCGAUGACGUAGUGGGACAAACUUCUAGGGGGAAGAGGAAGACCCUAGAGUUUUUAUACUGUGCUUGCACCAUGUAGAUGAGAUUUCACCUUUCAUUUGAACAGUUCGUUGACAUGGCGUGCACAUUCUAGAGCAAGAGUUGCAUGGGAAAGGUGCCACUUCAGAGUCUUUCUUCUGUCAGAUCACUCCACCACCUGUUUCUUAACUGCACGCGUUCAACCCGUGCGGGUUUUGAAGAAAUUCAGUCGUGUUCUGUACUCAGCUGGUUGAUGUUAUACCUGUCUUUGUAUAAACUGCUUUGCAAAUGCUCAUUAUUGGCAAGCGACAGAGAUUGCACCAGUUCCUUCUGCUCGCGUGGAUUGGACAGAAGGGCUUUUUCUUCGCCUUCGCACGUAUCGUCUGUAGCAUAUUUAACUUCCUCAGAGUUUCUCUCUUGAGUACGACUAUGCGUCCGUCUUGGCACCUUCUUUGGGAAGAUCAGCCGAUACUAGGAUAUGUCGUACUAAGUGAGGUAUUGACUUUCUGCGGGUCGGGUAGUAGCCGCAGUCGGAGCCUCAAAAAGCAUCCGAAAAUUUAAGCGUAAUUUGUUUGCUUGUAAUUUUUUUUCCGUAAAAAUAAAUGGUGAGUUAGCUCCGAACCUUUUUUUCCUCCUGCUAUUUGUUAAAAAACAAAGCAAAAAAAAUGUUUUUUCUUAUUACAGAGCGUGUGACGAAUUAUUUGUUUCCCAGUCGAGCACGCAAUGGGCCAUCGUCGCACCGGUGAGCGUGCAGAGAGCCGAUUUCCUCCCGAGAGAAAGAGGGGGCGCAUUUGCUUCAGCAUUCACUGGUAUAGAUAAAUAGCGGGCAACGAAGGCAAUUUAUUUCGCACACAUCCAAGCCCGUCCAGACAACGCCUCGUUUCAUGCAGUUUCAAGGCUGGGCAGUCGACUGCUCUCGCUCACUUCGUCCACUCCUGCUGGUCGGGUUUUGUCGGUGGCGAGGUUUGUGACCACUCUUAGAAGGCAGACGAACAAGAGGUGUCGCCACACUCCGUUUCGACCAUAGGCAAUCCCACGGUCCGACGGACCCAAACAGGCAGCGCCAAAUGUGUGCCGUCGCGGCGCUCGUGUUCCCCGGGGGUUUGUUGUUGCUGACUGCACCAAUCGCGCACGGCGAAUGCGCCGCGAUCCUACACUAAUUUUCUGCGCGCGAUCGCUUUGGCCGGCAGCGGCAAACCUACGAAGGCGACGGGCACCGCGACAAAGCCCUUCUGGCACCCCUCAAUUGGCUUUGUCGGGUCGUGGCGUCGGCUGAGGCUUGGCUUAAAGCGGAACAAAACGUAGCCGGCGCAGCACCCAGAGUGUUGCGUCGCGAACGCGUUUUGGAAGUGUGGGCACUAUGGAGGGACCGCUGACGCUCGCCAAUCCAGAACCCUUUGUGUUCCGCCAAUCGGGUGGGCCAUGCCUGUGGCGCCACCUCUUAAUACAAACGGAGAAAUCGGAAGCGCCACACAGGGGCUUCCACGUCGGCCGCCUUGACGACCGUUCGAUUUUCGUCUCGCAACCCGGGUGUCUGGGGACGUGAUCGGUAUGCUUCAGUCUGCAUCAGUGCUCGACGCGCUUUUCUUCCAGCCCGUCUCGAAAGACCGUCUGUAAAGGCGGUGGACUAGAGACUUUAGAAGGGCUUUCCUUUGAAUCGUGUUAGACCCUCUGAACCUUUUAUCAUUUUUGUGCCGCCGGAACGAAGGUGUUGUGCCGCCGCGAUGGCAGGUCCAAGCUUUGCGGUGCUGUGCUACAUCAGCUUUGCUCGAUAGUGGCGCUUUGGUUCUGCCCCUGCGUAACGUUUUGCAUUUUGCUACUGGAAAAAUUGAAGGACUAUUACCCAGAAAAUUUAAUAGAAUUUGGCACUUAAGAGACACCAGCAAACAUGUUACAGCACCCUACGUACAUUUGCAAUGUGUGUGAUUAGAGCACCAACCGCAGGGUGGGUGUUGCUCUACUGUUCAGUCUUUGUUUAUUUCUAUAAUUUUGUUCAUUAUUUCUUAUAGUAUUUAGGCAACCACUACUUUUCUGCAAUCUUGUAUUUUAAUAUAAGUAUAUGCUUCCCUGGGUUCAAACCGGGUUUGUGACAUUAUGAAAGAAAGAGAAAGUGUGACGUGAGUUAAGGGGGGAGGCUGUAUUUCUCAGUGGUGAUUUCAAAUAUGCAAUUAGUUUUCAGGUAGCUUUACUAGAUCUUGAGUUAUCAAUAAAUUAGUCAUUUUAAUUAGGUCCUCUUUGCGGGUCGUUAGCGUAAAAUUCUACAGAAUAUAUCAGUAAUAUUUAUAGAAUUGCACUCAUUAGGACAUGUUUUGUGCGGUGAUGCUAUUUUUGUUGCUUUAUAGCUCAUACAAUAAUUUUAAUUAAUUAGUCUCAAAAAGAUGUAGCCUCCCGUUUUGUGCAACUUGAUUGCAAAUGUUUUUUUACCAAUGUAAUAUCAUUAUAUCAGGCUUAAAAUAGCAUCAUCGCACAAAACAUGUCUUGGUGAAUGCAAUUCUACAAAAAUUUCUGUUAUAUUCUGAAGAAUUUUAUGGUAACGGCCCGUCAGGAGGACCGAAUUAAAAUUAACAAUUUAUUAUUAAUUAAGGAUCUAGUAAAGCUAUCUGAAAAAUAAUCGUAUAUUUGAAAUCACCACCGAGAAAUACAUCAAUGUACUAAAUUUCAGCACGAUAAAUAAAAAAUAAAAAACGAAAUGUUAAGGAUUAGCCUCCCCCCUUAAGCAAUUUCGUUAGAAGCUCUGAAUUUCUUGAAUCUACUAAUCUACCAUGAAACGUCUUCUUUUAAAGCACCGUAAAAAUGUUUCACAAAGUUUUUUUUUUUGUGAGCAAUAUUUUGCAGCAUUUUCUGUACGUAAAGUCUGCUGCAUUUAAAGCUCGGCCGCCAGCGUGAGAGAUAUAGGUAACUUCUGGGUACUGGUGUGCCAGUGUAAAAGGUGCCAAUGACUUCUCGUUGACAAUUACAGUUUGCCACUGUGGCGUAGUUGGGUAAAUGUUUUAAGGGGGGGUUCAGCCUCUUAUAAACCCCAUCCCCAACCUAUGCCACUGUGUUGCCAUGACUGACAUUGGCUUCCUACAUAAAUUAGGGGUUCUACACGUGCACUGAACACUCGCGAUCAAAGUUGGCAUCCAAAGUCCAGCGUCUCAGACGCUUGCGCUGUGGUACCAUAGAAAGCCGUCUGUGAAACUAGCCUGGAGGGUUUCAAAUUGCAAAUAUGUUUCUAUAGUCGCUGACGAAGCGAGAACGGCAGUGGGAAGCUUCAGAUGUUCCGCCUCCAACGAGAGUUCUCUACCUUCGACGACGCUUCAAAAAGAAGCACCACGCGCGCAGCCGAAGCAUGGCGGAAGGCACGAAGCGCGUGCUGGAAGCCGGGCGUUUAAAAGACGCAUCCUACCAUUCUUAUUCUGUCAGUGACUGUAGCAAACGGCGCAUUUCCGCAGCCCAAACGCUAACUUCCCGUCAAACCUCAGUCUAUUUUAACCACCCUGUCCGACUCUUCGCGGAGGUCGCGACAGGAAAGCGGAACAAGUUUGGACGUUGUCCCGAAAGUGCUUCCCUCAUUAUGACACCAGGAACAUACCACAAAGACUCAAGAUAGAGCCCAGGAAUCAAGGUGCACCUCGUCGUCCGAGUCGCCCGCGUUUGUGACGACUAGUUUAGCGGGGGUAUUUGCUCAACCGAUUUUCUACAACUCGUGGCCGGAAUUAUGUAACCAAGUGUACUGCCGCGACUGUCUCUGUCUAGAAGUAGCUUCUUUCUGUUUGUGCUGUGCCCGUUGUCGUCGGAGGUGGUUGUGUGGUCCUCGGUCGUAUUUAUUUGCGCGCAAAAGCUAGUCAUGUGUGUUGGUUGAAGCCGGAAUGUGUGCUUGAUGUUCUCCGUGUUCCUUUGCGCAAGCAUUCCACGAGUGUGUGGUUUUAUGUUGGCUGCUUCGUACGUUAGAUUUCGAAUAAAUGUGACAUCAUUUCAUA